Messenger RNA from Cladophialophora immunda, 1151 nucleotides. RefSeq lists its product as uncharacterized. Bases 189 to 533 code for a protein of 114 amino acids. The transcript has a single exon. NCBI's taxonomy places the organism in Eukaryota, Fungi, Ascomycota, Eurotiomycetes, Chaetothyriales, Herpotrichiellaceae. The record is from RefSeq and is a predicted model, not a curated record.
CCGACCAUCGUCCGAUCAUCGUCCAAUCACCGUGUUGAGGCGAAACGGGAAAAAACUACCGCAUGUCAUACUCCACAGUCUGAUCUCUUCUGCCAAGAGGCACUACUAUCUUGAUCCUGAAGCGGGCUGUAACGAGGUCCCAAAUAAGCAAGAAACAAAGAAAGACAACGCUCUUCCACUGCAUUGCUAUGGCUACACUUGUCAUUGCCCACCGAAUUGGCAUCGAAAGUGGCCCCGACGGCCGUGGCCCCGGCCUACCGCUUCCUCCCUCCCUCAAGACUGUAUCGCUAUGGGGUGAAAAUUGCACGGGGAAUUUAGGAGCGUUACAUACCAUUCUAGCGGCUUCACAAGUGGAGGAAUUAUGUGCAGAGUUCCUGGGUGUGGUUCAUGGCAUUCCAGAGGAUGGUUCACUGUUAUCGCUCUCUCCGCCAAGUUCAACUUGUUGCGUGCAAGCUCAAGAAAUAACACCUGCAGCGGUUCCUGAGCCGCUGCCCCCUUCUUCAAAGUUUCUGUUAUACCGCGGACGCUUUUGAAGACGACAACGAUGAGUCAGGUGGUCCUCUAGGUCGAUUUCCACACCCUAUCCAAGCAAAGGAACUUGUAGAAAGCUCUCUAAUUUAACGGAUCGACCCUGAAAGAUCUCCACAUCCAACCAAUUUCCGAACGGACGGAAAUUUCCGCCAGCUCGUGCUCACUCCGCAAACCUACUAUCGCAUUGGCGCUGGUGGUGAGAAGAAAGAUCUUUACACCUUCGAUGUGUGGUGGGUGAUAGGAAGACAGAAGGGAAGAGAUUGAGCAUGGUUACCAAAUAGCCUCGGAGAGGGCCCAGAAUCCUCGCUGGGCCCGAACUCUCGAUGAGGGGCCGACUAAGCUUCCCACAUGGUACAAUACUCGCCUGCACGCCCCUUGCGGUGGGGGCGUCCAAAGAACCUCGAUCGGAACUCCUUUAGGAGUAGGCAGCUUCGGCGUUGUGGACAAGGCGGUCGACCUUGACUCCGGGAACUUUGUUGCCAUUAAAAAAAUCGCACUACCUCCAAGUGUCGGGCGUGCCGGCGAACCAUCAAAAAAGAAGCACCGAGCUAAAAACGCCUCGAGAGAGUCCCGCCACCUAGAAUACAGUAGACAUUAUCUCAAGUUUCUCCCUCAUCAUC